ACGGGCGGCGGGAUGAAGGCGUACCUGGACCAGCGGGUGCCGUUCACGCUCCCGCAGCAGCCUCCGGGCCAGGCGGCUCCCGGCGGAGCUCUCAUGGGCGUUGGGAAGAGAGCCGCGGAUCCGGGCUUGCUGCCGCCGCAGGAUUCGGAAGAGCUCUUCCAGGACCUGGGCAGGCUCCAGGAGACCUGGCUCACAGAAGCUCAGGUUCCAGACAGCGAUGAGCAAUUUGUGCCUGACUUUCAUUCAGAAAACUUAGCUUUUCACAGUCCUCCUGCUAAGAUUAAACAGGAGCCACAGAGUCCCUCCUCGGACCCCACGCUGUCCUGCACCCAUAAGCAGCCAUUCCAGUACCCCAAGGGCGAGCAGUGCCUUUACACCAGUGCCUAUGAUCAACCCAGACAAGUUGGAAUCAAGUCCCCCAACCCAGGAACCCCGCUGCAGUCACCAUUUCAACCGUUCCCUAGACAGGACAGAAGCUUCCUCACCCCUGCGGGGCCACAGCAUCCCACAUCCAGCUGUGGAUACUCCAACGAGAACAGCUCUGUGUACCAGCCACCUGUGGAGACGUUCUGCUCCUUCCCCUCCUCCCAGGGCACAGCCCAGGAAGACCCUAUUGCCUACCAGCGCCAGAUGUCUGAGCCCUGCCUCCCAUACCCUCAUCAGGGCCUCAAACGGGAGUACCAGGACCUGCGGUACGAGCAAGGCAGCCAGGUGGGCAGCGGCAGCCAGUACCCAGCAGCUCUGGUGAUCAAGCAGGAGCAGGCGGACUACGUGUACGACUCAGAUGUUCCUGGCUGUCCUUCCAUGUACAUAAAUGUGGAGAGUUACCCGAGCCAUCCAAACACAGAAGAUACAUUAGGCUGCAGCUAUGACAAGCGGAUGAGGUCCUUCACUGAUGAUGUCUGCGUUGUUCCAGAAAGAUUUGAAGGAGACAUCAAGCAGGAAGCUGGAGGGUACCGGGAAGGGCCCCCAUACCAGCGACGGGGAUCUCUCCAGCUCUGGCAAUUCCUUGUGGCUUUGUUAGAUGAUCCAACCAAUUCCCACUUCAUUGCCUGGACUGGUAGAGGGAUGGAGUUCAAGCUCAUUGAGCCAGAAGAGGUAGCCAGGCUGUGGGGUAUCCAAAAGAACCGUCCGGCCAUGAACUAUGACAAGCUGAGCCGAUCCCUUCGCUACUACUAUGAGAAGGGCAUCAUGCAGAAGGUGGCCGGGGAGCGCUACGUGUACAAGUUCGUGUGUGAACCCGAAGCCUUGUUCUCUUUGGCCUUCCCCGAUAACCAGCGGCCAGCUCUGAAGGCAGAGCUGGACAGGCAGGUCAGUGAGGAGGACACGGUGCCUCUGUCCCACCUGGAUGAGAAUGCUGCUUACCUGCCAGACCUUGGGAGCCUCCCUGCACAGCUUUACAGCAAGGGCUACAUGUACUAGCACCGCCGGGAACACACUCUGCCGCCUUUGCUUGUGUGUAGUAAAAGUCUGGAUAGUGUUCAAUCAGUAUAAGCAGUUUUCCAGGCCAGCCUGGGGUGGCACUGAACUAUGGAUACCUGCUUUGGUCAGGAAAAGCGUUCAGGUACACGUGGGUAA
Pezoporus flaviventris is the source of this 1578-nucleotide messenger RNA. It is a transcript of the gene ETV4, whose product is annotated as ETS variant transcription factor 4. Gene Ontology annotation, molecular function: sequence-specific DNA binding; DNA-binding transcription factor activity, RNA polymerase II-specific. Gene Ontology annotation, cellular component: nucleus. Bases 13 to 1422 code for a protein of 469 amino acids. The transcript is spliced from 12 exons. Gene Ontology annotation, biological process: regulation of transcription by RNA polymerase II; cell differentiation. Lineage: Eukaryota; Metazoa; Chordata; Aves; Psittaciformes; Psittacidae. The record is from RefSeq and is a predicted model, not a curated record.